Molecule: messenger RNA, 879 nt
Organism: Monopterus albus (swamp eel)
Lineage: Eukaryota; Metazoa; Chordata; Actinopteri; Synbranchiformes; Synbranchidae
Product: endonuclease domain-containing 1 protein-like
Exons: 2
Coding region: 1-849 (282 amino acids)
Molecular function (GO): nucleic acid binding; metal ion binding; hydrolase activity
Source: RefSeq, a predicted model, not a curated record
AUGGCAGGAGCAGAGGUGCAGGAAAAUGUCUCACCUGAGUGUGAGCAGUUCCUGUACAUGGGCACACUGCCACGAGGGCUUGAGGACCAGCCUUUUAAAAAGAUCUGCCAGGUCUACCAAGGAAAACCACGGUUUGUGACUCUGUACGACACCUUCAACCAUAUCCCUGUUUAUUCUGCGUACACCUUCAAGCGCUCAGAUGGCUCUAAGAAGGUUGAUGUACCUUGGAUGUAUGAACCACAGCUGUCCACAGUGUCUGGCUCCCGAGAGAUGCAGCAGCUCCCUUCAGAAAAUGUUCAUAAGAGAUUUGAAGAUGCUCAGGCUGUCCUUGAUGACUACUCUGAUUCUGUGAUCUUUGAGCGUGGUCAACUAAAUCCAGAUGAGCACCAGGCCGACCUUGAUGACAAAGCGGCCACCUACACUCUGACAAAUGUGGUUCCUCAGGUCCGAGAGUUCAACAUUGGUCCCUGGAGAAAUCAUGAGCACACCAUCCGCCGACGGCUCAACAACUACUGCCAUGGUACAGCUUACUUGGUCACUGGGGUCACCACCUCGGGGCACACAAUUCGCCGCCAGAACAUCAACCGCCUGGGUAUCCCAACCUACCUCUGGUCGGCCUAUUGCUGCAUUGACUUUGACCACAAUGCACCUUACUCUGAGCGCUCCAAGUUUCCUGCAUUUGCAGCUCACGGGCUCAAUGACCGGGAGAAUAAUAAGGUUCAGGAGAUGACUGUGCAGCAGCUAGAGGACUUCCUCAAGAGGGUAACUUAUGUUGGCAGCACUUUCCAGAUAUUCUAUGACAACUGUGUGCCUCGUAAUAGUGCCAACAGUGCCCUGCACCUGCCUUAAAGACAAAGAUGUCAUAUGGUAUAGCUUCAU